ACCAUGUAAACACAAGCGUGGUGUCAUUGAACUGAAAACAGUGUCGGAAUCUGAGUUCUUCAAACCCUAACAUUCAGAAACUAUGUAUCGUUUUUUCUCUUCUAUUCGCCAUGGCCGUGGAUCUUCUCUCAUAUCUCUUUUCGCACCGAAACCAUCGCUUCAAUUCAACGCUGCUCUGCCCCUUCACCGUUUGCCUCAAAUCGAAGGGCAUGUUAGAGGAUUUUCAAGCUCGAAUUUUAAUUGGAGGAGGAUUAAUAUGAGCAAGAACAUGAAUGAUCGUCGUUUUAUGCAGGAUAUAGAAGAUAAUAAUAACUCCAGAAUGUUGAAUAAAAUGAACCAGGAUCUGAAUGCUUAUCCAAACUUUAUUCAGAAUAGGGAGAACAUCAACCCCAGAAACUUGAAUAAUAUGGGUCAGAAUGUGAAUGCAAAUGCAGAUGCUCUUCCAGAUUUUAUGCAAGAUAAAGAGUUCAGAAGCGAGGAUAAUGCUGAGACUGGCUCGAACUCUAGGCCUAUGGACUUUGUAAGAGGAAUUAUAGAUGAAGAUAAUUUUAUGAGGGGUGCUACAUCUAUGCAUCUAUAUGAGACGGUUGCUGAUAUUGUUCAUAUAAAGAUGUUGCGUAAUAAUACCUUUGUUACUGUAACGGAUUCUAAAGGAAAUGUAAAACUCAGUGGCUCUGCUGGUUGCUUGAAAGACAUUAAAUCAGGGGGGCAAAAGUUUUCUAGGUAUGCUGAAGAGGCAACUGCCGAAGUUGUUGGCCGGAGGGCUAGGGCUUUGGGGUUGAAAUCUGUUGUUAUGAAAGUGAACGGAUUUACUCAUUUUAGGAGAAAAAGACAAGCAAUAUUGAGCUGGAGGGAAGGACUUACUGCCGAUUCUCGAGGGGAUAGAAGUCCAAUUGUAUUCGUCGAAGAUACCACUCGAAAACCCCAUAACGGUUGCAGGCUCCCAAAGAAACGACGAAUUUAGGUGACAUGGAUGAGGACAUUAGGUGCUGUUUUGGGCACAUGCUGAUAUUUUUAUGAAGCACAUUUCAUUAUGAUCAUAGUUAAGUGUAGAUUGUCCGUUUGCUGCCUGUUUGCGUUUUGUACAAUUUUGAAGAUUCAAUAACCAGAAUUUUCUGUAACAGUAUGUACUGAGUGGCUACUUUCAAUUGAAGGUUAAUGGGCUCAUAUUUGAUGA
Molecule: messenger RNA, 1177 nt
Organism: Cajanus cajan (pigeon pea)
Lineage: Eukaryota; Viridiplantae; Streptophyta; Magnoliopsida; Fabales; Fabaceae
Source: RefSeq, a predicted model, not a curated record